Messenger RNA from Penicillium nucicola, 1395 nucleotides. RefSeq lists its product as uncharacterized. Gene Ontology annotation, biological process: L-glutamate catabolic process. Gene Ontology annotation, cellular component: cytosol. NCBI's taxonomy places the organism in Eukaryota, Fungi, Ascomycota, Eurotiomycetes, Eurotiales, Aspergillaceae. Bases 1 to 1395 code for a protein of 464 amino acids. Gene Ontology annotation, molecular function: pyridoxal phosphate binding; glutamate decarboxylase activity. The transcript has 6 exons. The record is from RefSeq and is a predicted model, not a curated record.
AUGCCUUCCAAUGAAUCUUCUAUGCCUCGGCUUCCCAAUUCUAUGCCUGAGAAGGCUCUCUCGGUUGAGGCUGUGGGAGAAUUGCUACAAAAGAAUAUGGCAGCAGAUAUACCUCCAUCCCGCGAUCUUGGAAGAUUUACAACAACCAAUUUCGAUGAGACUGCUAUGAAUCUCAUGAUCGCAGGUGGUCUACAAAACCAAGCAUGUAUUGAAGAGUACCCAUCUCUGGCAGAAUUUGAAGAAAAAUGCAUCGCCAUACUCGCCAAUCUUUGGAAUGCCCAGAUUGGCUUUUUCGGCGCUGCAACGACGGGGUCCUCUGAAGCUGUUCUUCUGGGUGGUCUCACGAUGAAACGACAGUGGCAGCGGAAUCAUCCUGACUCUUUGGGCUCUCGUCCUAAUGUGAUCAUUGGGGCCAAUGCACAUAUUUGCAUCACUAAGUUCGCGGAUUACUUUGAUGUCGAGGCUAGGAUUAUACCUGUCAGUGAAAAAAGUGGAUAUGCGUUUGAUGUGAAGGCUUUGGAAGCUCACUUGGAUGAGAGGACAAUUGGGGUUUUCUUGACUGUUGGAUCUACCUAUACGGGGCAUUUUGAUCCUGUCCAGCAAGUCUCGAUGGUGUUGGAUGAGUACGAGUAUCGGAGCGGAAACAGCAUUCCCAUCCACGUCGAUGCUGCAAGUGGUGGCUUCAUUGCACCGUUUACUUCCAGCAACACAACCUUCAUCUGGGAUUUCCGUCUCCCUCGCGUGCAAUCCAUCAAUGCCUCAGGACACAAGUUCGGCCUGACUCCUCUCGCAGUAGGAUGGAUCGUCUGGCGUGAAAAGUCCCAGAUUCCACAAGAACUUCUGCUCGAGUCUUCUUAUCUCCGGGGAACUCAUAGCAAUUUCUCGUUGAGUUUCUCGAGAUCGGGUGUACCUAUCGUGGGUCAAUAUUAUAACUUCCUCCGUUUGGGACUGGCUGGGUAUCGGGAUAGAACCCAGAGCUUGUUUGAUCGGGCUUCUCGUUUGAGUGCUCUGCUAGAGGAGACGGGGUUUUUCUGCUGCUUGGGCGAUGCUCAUCGGCGGCAGAGUGCAGCUGGUUACCAUACGCUGUGUCGGGGAGGUGACCAAGCUGCUGCUGCUCCUGUGCUUCCCAUUGUGGUAUUUAGGUUGACUGAUCGUGUUCGACGACAGUAUCCUAACCUCCAGUUAUCCAAUGUUAGUGAUGCAAUGCAAGGUUUGAACUUCUCUAUUCCGAACUACACCCUUCAUGGUUGGGGAGCUCAGGGUGAAGAUAUCGAAGUCAUCAGAAUAGUUAUUCGCGAUGAGAUGACGACGGACCUGAUGGGAGAAGUGCUUGCGGGCAUAAUUCAGGCAGUGGAAAGACUGAUGGACCAGGCAUACCUACUACAGGACUCGUGA